This is a messenger RNA of Momordica charantia (bitter melon), 1285 nucleotides long. It is a transcript of the gene KCS20, whose product is annotated as 3-ketoacyl-CoA synthase 20. Lineage: Eukaryota; Viridiplantae; Streptophyta; Magnoliopsida; Cucurbitales; Cucurbitaceae. The record is from RefSeq and is a predicted model, not a curated record. Gene Ontology annotation, cellular component: membrane. Gene Ontology annotation, biological process: fatty acid biosynthetic process. Gene Ontology annotation, molecular function: acyltransferase activity, transferring groups other than amino-acyl groups.
UGAUGCGGGUGCCGCCGAAUCCUUGUAUGGCGGAGGCGCGGAAGGAGGCGGAGGAGGUGAUGUUCGGCGCCAUUGAUGAGCUGCUCGGGAAGACGGGAGUGAAGGCUAAGGACAUUGGGAUUCUGGUGGUGAAUUGUAGCUUGUUUAAUCCCACGCCGUCUCUGUCCGCCAUGAUUGUCAACCAUUAUAAGCUUAGAGGGAAUGUUCUGAGCUAUAAUCUUGGUGGCAUGGGCUGCAGCGCUGGCCUCAUCUCCAUUGAUCUUGCUAAGCAACUCUUGCAGGUGCACCCAAAUUCUUAUGCCCUAGUGGUGAGCAUGGAGAACAUCACUCUGAAUUGGUACUUCGGCAACGACCGGUCGAUGCUGGUGUCGAAUUGCCUGUUCCGGAUGGGCGGCGCGGCCAUCCUGCUGUCGAACCGGCCGGGCGACCGGCGGCGGUCCAAGUACCAACUGAUCCACACGGUGCGGACCCACAAGGGCGCGGACGACAAGUGCUACAACUGCGUGUUCCAGCAGGAGGACGAGACGGAGCGCGUGGGGGUGCGGCUGUCGAAGGAUCUGAUGGCGGUGGCCGGCGAGGCGCUGAAGACGAACAUCACGACGCUGGGCCCGCUGGUGCUGCCGAUGUCGGAGCAGCUGCUGUUCUUCGCGACGCUGGUGGCGAAGAAGAUCCUGAAGAUGAAGAAAAUAAAGCCGUACAUCCCGGAUUUCAAGCUGGCGUUCGAGCAUUUCUGCAUCCACGCCGGGGGGAGGGCGGUGCUCGACGAAUUGGAGAAGAAUUUGGAUCUGAGCGAGUGGCACAUGGAGCCAUCGAGAAUGACGCUCAACAGAUUUGGGAACACUUCGAGCAGUUCUCUGUGGUACGAAUUGGCCUACGCCGAGGCCAAGGGCAGGAUCCGGAAAGGGGAUCGGACCUGGCAGAUUGCUUUCGGGUCGGGUUUCAAGUGCAACAGCGCCGUCUGGCGGGCCCUCAGGACCGUCGAUCCGGCCAACGAGAAGAACCCUUGGAUGGACGAGAUUCAUCAGUUCCCUGUUGAGGUCCCCAAAGUGGCCCCCAUUGAGGCCGUUGAUACUAAUUUCUAAAUAAUUCUUUUGAGGGAGGCCAUUAUUGUUGGUUAAAUGAAUUGAUUAAAGUGGAUACCCAACUUUAGUUAAUAUGGGCAACUUUUUUUUUUCUUUUUUAAAUAUUAAUGUUCUCUGUCUUUGUUGUUCAUAUUAGUAGCUUAUGGUUGUUUUUCUUAAAAAAAGAAAAGAAGGAAGUGUGAUAUUCAGUCAAUUUCUGGACC